Molecule: messenger RNA, 4432 nt
Organism: Chlamydomonas reinhardtii
Lineage: Eukaryota; Viridiplantae; Chlorophyta; Chlorophyceae; Chlamydomonadales; Chlamydomonadaceae
Exons: 1
Coding region: 597-3674 (1025 amino acids)
Source: RefSeq, a predicted model, not a curated record
AUUUAUAUAUACUUGAACCCCAAUGCGUCGCGUUUGCGAACGGGCGCGCGCGCGCUGACUCGCUUUCGUUGCGUUCUGCGCUCUAUAAGUGAUCAUAUCCACUAUGGCCUCCUUUUCUUAAAAUAGAUUCUCCUAUUAGCUAGGGCAGCUGCUCAGAGUAUCCCGCCAAGCAACUUGGCGCCAAGCCACUGGCUUCGCCACAUAUAGCUCAUACCUUCGCGAUUACUCUUCGGGCUGUGGUGACGUGUACUAGUUUGGCGAAUCCGCCCGACGCGGCACUUGGCGCCCACAGACCGUGUCUGCGUGCCUGUCCACGCAAAAGCCACCGGAUGAGGCCCUGGCAAGGCCGAAACGCGUCGUGGCGUGCCUUGCUAUUUACGUGUGUGCGGUGUCGCGUGGUGCACGUGUUGGGUCUCGUGAGCGCGUCGUGCUUCGUCUAUGUGGUGUGACGCUAUCCGCUUGUGCCGUCCCCCUGCUGCCCACCCGCUUUCCGAAUGCACAACUCUGAACAUGUUACUUACCCGUGUUACUUACCGUAUAUUUUGUACUCUUUCUUCCUAUUGAGACUAACACACUAAUGCUGAGCACUGCAACUCAUGCCCCAAACUCAGAGCUUAUCACCAGCAGCAGUAGCAGCAGCAGACCGGCGGCGGGACACUGGCGGUAUGGGCGGCGGCGGCGACGUGGCGACGUGGGGCGCUGCAGGCGCUGAUCUUAACGACGGCGGUGCUGUUGAGCCAACCACGGCACGCAUCAGCAGCUGCAGUAGCAGCCUGAUCGUGCUGUCAUCACAGUCGCGCAGCCCGAGCUCCGGUGUCGGUGCAGGAGGCAGCAGUGGCAGUGAGGGUGCCGCUGUUGCCGCCGCCGCCACCGCAGGUGGGCCGCCGUCGGCGGCAGCGGGGCUGCUGGUGUUGAGCAAGGGCGGCGGCCGCAGUGUCAUCAGUAGUGGUAGGCACAUGGCCGCCGAAAGGGCAAUUGCGGCCUGGCAGGCUGCUGCUGCAGCACAAGGACAGAAGCGGGCGGAGAUGCGUCAGGAGCAGCACGAGCGGCAGCAGCCGCAACAGCAGCCGCCGCAGCAGCAGCCGCAGCCGCAGCAGCCGCAGCAGCAGCAGCAAGCACGUCAGCCGAAGCGGCCACACGAGCCUGACGGCCAGUGGUGGAAGCCGCCGCCGGCGCUACAGCCAGCUUCGGCAGCUUCGGCGCCUGCUACUGCCACCGCUGCGCCAGCAACAUCAGGUGCCGCUGGCGGCAGUAGCGGCUACGCAACAGCAGCUUUGCAGCAACAGCAGCAGCAGCCGAUAAAGACGCAGCAACAGCAGGGGCAGCAGCAGCAGCAACAGCAACAACAGCGGCUGCAGCAGCGGCGCAUGCGCAGUGUUAUUGACAUCGUGCUUGAUGAUCAGACCCAGCAGCCGCCGCCGCCGCUGCCCCAGCAGCAACUUGAGCACCAGCCGCACGAGCAGGCGCAGCCACAGCAAGAGCAGCAGCAGCUUCAGGCACAGGUGGCACAACCCUACCAACACCACCAACAGCAGCGGACACGCGAUCCGCGGCGGCAACAGCUGCCGCCUUUGGGUUCGCCGGCGUCGCCGCCGCCGCCGUCUCCAACGCCAUUGGCGCCGGUGCACUGUCUGAGUCGUGGUGUUCGUAGUCGCGGCGGCUGCAAGUGGGAGGAGGGUGAGCGCAGCCCCUUCCAGAGCCACUCGGCACCAGUGCCAGCGCAGCAACAGCCGAUGCCUACGCACCACACGCAGCAGCAGCAGCAGCAGCAGACGGUGCUCGCUGCCGGCGGCGCCUCAUCUCCUCCCGCCGCCAACCUGGCGCUUGCGGUGGUUUCUCCGCACCAAAUGCAGCGCAAGCGGCAACGCCCAGAUGAUGAGCAGUAUGCACAGGAGCAGCAGCAGGCUUGGCUCCGGCUGCAACAUAUGCAGCAGGGGGUGCAGCAGCAGCUGCAGCUGCAUCAGCCUCAGCAGGAGCAGCAGUGGGAGCAGCUGCGGCAGCACCCGCAGAUCCAGCAGCGUUCGAGGCGCAGCAGCGAUAUGCUGCUGCUGUACACGAGCGGCGAGGAGGGAGCUGCCAGCGGUGGCAGCCGCCGCAUUGGAGGCGGCGCUGGCGGCGGCGUUGCCGUUGGCGGCGGCUCAUUAGCGGCGGCUGCAGGUGGUGGCCGCCCCGGCGGCGGCCGACAGCUGGAGUGGCUAGGGACCACAGCUACGGCGGCGGCGGCGGCAGCGGAUGAUGAAGACGGCAGCAGCAACAGGACAAAUCUGUUAGGGCUAAUGCUGGGGCGUUUAAAGGGCAACAAGGCUUUGCAGGCACAGAUGCUGUUGCAGCUUCUGCUGGAGCCCGAAUGUGAUGACGGCGCCGCCGCCGGCAGCGGCGGCGGCGGCGGUGGCGUGGCGGGCGGUCCGUCAUCUCUGCGGUCGCCGCCGACUGCAGAGGGCCACCAGCAGCACCAGCAGCAGCAUCAGGCGGCCCCGCCAGCAGCACUGGCCACAGCUCAUAUAAAAGGCACUACUGCCGCCGCUACAGCCGCCAGCAAUACUGGCGGCGCGGCAGAGCUCACGAGGCUGCUGCUGGGGCACUCCAACGGGCAUGAGCUCGAGGCAGGUGUGGCGGGAACAGGCCACAGCGGCCGAACAGCACGGGAGGCGGCGGCGGCGGCAUACCACGCGGUUAACGGCGAGGGGGCGACCGCAGCUGAGGCGGUGGCAGCAAGGCGGGAGGAGCAACUGCGGCGUCAGGAGUGGCUGUUGUCGCUUUCCUAUGACCAUUCGCGUGCCCACGUCCUGCCGAGGCAGCAGCCGCAACACCGCCAGCAACACCACCAGCAGUCUGCUGCUGCGCGGUACGCGUCGCAGCCCGGUGGUCAUCAAUGGCCACCAGAAGCUUUGCCAGAAACUGCGGCUGCUGCAGCAGGGUCUGUGGGGACCAGCAGCAGCAGGUGGCUGCCUCCGCCGCCGCCAUCCCCACCCGCAUGCCCUCUGCAGCGUUCACCCCCGGCCGCCGCCACAACGCCCUCGCACUCACCAAGGCAGCAACAACAACAGCAGCAGCAGGCGCGGAUGAGGAUACAGCAGGGUCAGCCUGCUGGCCAGCAGCCACGGCAGCUACAGCCACCACCGUCACUGACGGCAGCAGCAGGCGGUGGCGGCGAUGGUGCUGCUGCCGUCGGCCGCUACGUCAGCGGAGACCGUGGCGGCGGCCACGACGCCAUGUUAGCAGCUUGGGUGUCAGCGGCCGCUUCCAGCGGCGGCAGUGGCAUGGUCGCGGCUACAGCCACCACCGCCAGCGGUGGCGGCAGCGGCGGCGGCGGCACGGGGUCUGCGUGGCUGGAGGCCUCUGAAGAUGCAGCCCCACAGCAACAGGUCCAGCGCGUGCCUAACUACCAGCAGCGCCAGCAGCACCAACACCAACAGGGUAUUUACGGCAGUGGCGGCGCACUCGAGGAUCCUGUUGCUGUGCAGCAGCAGCAGCGGCUGCAGCGCCAGCGGGCUACUGCCGCAUCAGACACUUAUGCUACUGCCGCUGCCAUGGUUGCUAGCGCCGCUGCUGCCCGCCGGUCGGAAGCUGCCCACGACCGCUCGCCAUGGUCGGAGCAAGAACCGCCGGCGCAGCAGCAGCAGCAGCCGACCCUUGCAGGGCUAACCGACAUCAUUCGUGCAUUCGCCAGGUAGUAGUAAGUAAGCGGCGGUAGCGGGGGGCGGAGAAGGAGGAAGCGCACCGGAAGCUGGAGGAGAUGCAAGAGCGAGGCGAUUCCUGCUGCGGCAGCAGUGCGUGGCGGCACGGCAGGCGGCUCCAUGCGGCGGCGGCGGCGGCGGCUACAGCUGCGGCGACGGCGGCCCGCGGCUGCAACGCAUGCGCAUGGCAGUGGAGCAGGCAGUAGCAGCCGCAGCAGCCGCAAUGGGCAACAGUGGUGAAAACGGCGGCGGCGGGAGGGUUGAUGAUGUGAUGGCGGCGGCGCAGGGCUGCAUGCGGGGUACAUACUGCCAACCCGGCCACCUGCAGACUGCGUGAACUCCUGCUGCACGUCAGUACGGCACCUAGAUGAACUGAUUCGCUGGCUGCCGUGGCUGGCGUGCGUGCGUGGCGGCUGGGUGCGUGGCAGUAGGGCUUGCAUUUCGUUCGGGAACCGGCAAGACACGCACGAACGGGCCCCCAGCCAUGCAGGCCCUGGGGCGAGAAAGAUUGGGCUUUUGCGCGGCGGCGGCACUGAACUGUAUGGUGUGUCAACGCUGACGCAGCUUGUGUGUGUGUGUGUGUGUGUGUGUGUGUGUGUGUGUGUGUGUGUGUGUGUGCGGCUACGUACGUGCGUGCAUGUGUGCGUGUCGUGUACGCAUGGUGCCGUGCUCUCGGUUCUAGGGUCUCCUGUGCGCAGCGAGCCAGCCGAGUCGGCUUGAAGGAGGGACACGCACCUCUAUCUGUUAACAUAACU